Molecule: messenger RNA, 297 nt
Organism: Gongylonema pulchrum
Lineage: Eukaryota; Metazoa; Nematoda; Chromadorea; Rhabditida; Gongylonematidae
Source: the annotation of a GenBank genome assembly
AUGCUGGGACACGAUUGUGUGCACUUUUCGGCUCGUGGCCUUUCGCUUUUCCACAUAGCAACAUGGAAUGCAAUGAUGACCGGAUGUGCCGAUCGUUCGCAGAGCUUCAAUCUAUCACUCGAACAUCCACUCUGUGCUGAUCCGCAGUGCCCAUUCAUUCGAACAAGCAGAAACAGUGCCUUCUGCGUUUGGAACUCAGAUAAGGUUUGUGGAGUAUGGUUAUUUAGUAGUGAUAAAGUAUGGAAAUCGUUUGACUUAAAAAUGCCUGAUGAUGCCGUUUUAGCGUGCAUAGGUUAA